Messenger RNA from Hypoxylon trugodes, 2527 nucleotides. RefSeq lists its product as uncharacterized. The coding region runs from base 580 to 1815 and encodes 411 amino acids. NCBI's taxonomy places the organism in Eukaryota, Fungi, Ascomycota, Sordariomycetes, Xylariales, Hypoxylaceae. The record is from RefSeq and is a predicted model, not a curated record. The transcript has a single exon.
GUUUUCCGAGUCCCAGUCCCAAGUCCAAGUCCAUCCCAUUUCACAACUUUUUUUUUUAUAACUCACCGCCGUAGUUAAACUACAUAACACGUUCACUUUGUCACUUUCUCUUUUUUAUUCCCCUGUAUUUCGUAUUAAAUUUAUUCUCGCGAAAGGGACGAAGGAAAAAAAGUUGUGGUUUAUUAUCCGACAAGUUUGCCACUGAAUCAGCUGUCCUUGAAAUUCACCAGGACAGCUAAGCUUACACUACAUCGACCACACCUUUCGUUUCCCGGCUGUACUGUACUUGUCUAACAUAUAAUACUCUCUUCUUAUUCGUAUUGUUCCCGUACAGUAUUGUAUAGUACUCAACAUAAUCGGCGCACGACCUUCCGUCAUUGGUUUAGCUCCUCCCGACCUAUUCGUAUAACCUGCGACUUUUUACAAUCUACGCGGACUCGAGAGUUACUCCAACAUCGCCGACACCUCUUCAUCCUCGAGGCACUUCGUGCUGUCAUCAAUCAUUCAUUGACCCUAUUUGUAAUUCGACCCGCCUAGUAAAACUUACCUAGGGAGCGCCCGUUGCGGCUUCGGUUCACCAUGGAUAUCUCUUCUAGUCAUUCGACCCUCACCACUAUUGGCGGAUGGGCGGUCAUUCUCGGAGUUAGCGGAAUUCUAUGGUACCGAAGUCAAGCAAAGAAGAGAGGGGUUGAACAGCGUCGUGGUUCAUUCACCAAACAAACAGGAAGACAAAAUGACGCCGAAUUAGCAAACGAUGCUAAGAAGAAGACGGAGAAAGCUGUGAAGCCCAAACCGAAGCCAAAGGCUCCGACCGAAACGUCGAGCGAAACAGUUACACCAACUGUUAAUUACAAUAAAGAGCAGGACGAGGCUGCUGAUAAGAAGGCCGAUCGAGAAUUCGCGCGUCAAUUAUCCAGCGCCCACGCGGGAACUAAAUUUAGCACAAAGAAAUCAGACGAGAAGAAGCAAAAGUCUGUCAAGCAGUCUAAGGCUCAAGAAAUUUCUGACGUGUCAGGUGGGAAGGUAUCUGUCGCUUCGUCCCACGCGGGUGAUGCCGAUGAUGAUCUAUCAUCUCAAGCAUCCCCUGUUGUCGGCGCUGCUGAUAGCAAGGAUGUAUCUGACAUGCUUGAACCUGUUCCUGCCGGCCCUUCCGUCCUUCGCGUUACUGACGUCGAGUCCGUGAAGAAGCCCAAGGAGCGCAAGCAAAAGGCACCCGAAGUCGUCGAAUCCAAGAAGCAGCGCCAGAACCGAAAGAAGGCGGAGGCUGCCAAGGCCGCCCGUGAAGAGGAGGAGAAAGAGCGCAAGGUUAAGAUGGAACAGCAGCGACGAACUGCUCGCAUCGCCGAAGGACGUGCUGCCAAGGAUGGCUCUGCCUCCGCGGCCAACAGCCAGAACGCCUGGAACGGAAAAGCCACCAAUGGUAACAACACCGUUCAGCCUCUAGAUACCUUUGAGCAGAAGCCAAAGGCUGAGGCCGCCAAGCAGAGCACCAAGAGUGCUACCGAAGCUCCCAAGGAGAAGGCCGACCCCUGGGUAGCCGGUGUGCCAUCAGAGGAGGAGCAAAUGGAGUUGCUUCGACAAGAGGACUCUUGGAGUGAAGUCAAGACCAAGAAGAAGGGCAAGAAGAAGGAUACUACUACCGAAACGUCCACCCCGGCUACAAAUGGUAGUAGCGUCACAACCGCCCCCACAGUUAAGGCGCCUGCUCCGGUCAAUGGCGCCAAGAAGCCGAUCUUGACCAGCAGCAGCUCUUCCUUUGCUGCCCUUACUCCUGAGGAGACAGCCGAUAACGAGGAAGAGGAGUGGGAUGUAUGAUAAGUUGAAGUUACCUGUCUUUCGGCGCUUUGACACCGGCUCAUUCUACUUCUUUAUACAUUUUAUCCCCCCGUGAAUAUUGCAUAGAAUCCCGCUACAAUCAUCAUUUCCUCUCUUCGACGGUCGACCUCCCUGUUGUACAGUACUCUCCGCAUCGCACCGAACAACCACCAUCACUACCACACACUACGGAUAUGGACAUCAAGCAUUUGUGUCACAAAAAACUAUUUAGGGCUUGGAAUUGGAUUGGGCAAGGGGGAGGACAACUUUUGCUGGAACGCUCGAUCGAAUACAGAUUUGGCAGCCCUCUGCUUGCUUUGUAUCAACGACUACGUUUUUUUUUUCUUCUGCACUGAUUACGGCCAAUGUUCGCAUGGACGCUUAGCAUGAACAAUUGCUUGCGGUCCGGAUGUUGCGCUAAUCCAAAUGUUCUCAUGUCCGCGAUUGUCGGACGGCGGAUGAUGGGCCCCCUGUUUUCUUUUUACCUAGGAGUAGCUAUGUGAUCAGUGUAGCUCAAUGGAUGCGAAUAUUUUCCUUUACUGUGCCUGUCUGCUCUAAUGACAGUAUGAUGAUUUCAAAUGAUUGUGUUUAAACGAGAUGUGAAUAUGACCUAUGUGCUUGUCCUAGAUGUAGUUGAAGCGGUGACGAACUAGAUCAAAGGAUUCAACAAUUGCUAAAGCCAGCAGGCACAGAAAGCUUCAUAUAUAUCGAC